UAGCAGGGCAGACAUUUCCUGAAACGGUGUUCACUUUAUGCUCAGUGCAUAUGUGGCGAUUGGGGUCACCUCAUCAGAAAGAGGAACUUCUACUGCAUAGUGCGGCAGCCGCGGAGACAAUGACAUCGGGAAACUGCAGUUGAUUGGGGGGGAAUUUAGAGCUUGGAUCAGUUCUUCGGAUAUUUAAGUCUUCUAUGACACAGAUGAGCCAGUGCGUGACUGAGCUGGCCUGAAGAGGGUGCUCCGAAGCUGGAUGCUGAGGCAGUACGGUCUGUGUGGGUGGUUUUAGUGCGACGCUGAAGGCAAGAUGCAGCGCGGUGAGCAGGAGGAAAAGGAGGACUUCAAAGCCCUGAGGGCUAAGUUUCACGCCAAGGCCGAGAUGUCGGACACAGGGGGAGGCCCCAGGCCCCAGCAGCCACCGGUGGUGGGAAGACUAGGACCCUCGGUCUUCCCUUCGCCCUUGAACGAAGCGCUGAAGCUCCGCAUAGCGCCAGCUCCCCGCCUUCCCAGGAACUCCUUGGGCGCGCAGGACCCUGCGCCCACCCCGCCGGCUGGCGUCUUCCCUCGCCCCCCCCCCGGGAGGGGCCCUUUCGCCCCCGAGCCCAAGCCCCCGGCCGAGCCCCCGGCGCCCGAGGGCUGCCCGGUGCGGUCGCGGGCCGAGGAGCUGCGGCAGAACUUCAUGGUCAAGCAGCAGGCGACGCAGGAGGAGCCCAGGGAGCCCCCCCGCGCCCCCGUCGCCCUCACCCCGCCCCUGCGCAGCCAGAGGAGCGCCUCGGAGAUCGCGGCCCCCCUGAGGCGGCCGCUGCCCUCCGAAAAGACCCUGGGACCCCGACCGGUCAAACCCAAGCGCCCCCCCACGGUCAGCCUGGAGGCAUUCAGGAAGACGGGCCUCUCGUGUCCAUCGCCUGCGAGAGCACCGUACGGGAGGAGCAACGGUGGUAACCCUCCCCUGCCGGGCUUGGCCUCUUCCACAACUCCACCACGAAUCCCACUGAAGCUCAGUGCCUCGGUCCAUCAGCAGUCCAUCCCGCUGCAGGAAGAGGAACAGGACACGUACGAUGACGUGGACAUCCUCCCGCCCCCACCUCCGCCUCCCCCCAAAUUCAGAGAGGAUUCCUUGAACGACCACAGCUCCAUUCAAGGUGACGAGGACAGUGAUGGCAGCGAAGUUUAUGAGCAGGUUGACAACCACGAGAGCACUCCCAGACACCACAACGACAAGAAGCGUCAGAAGGAGCUGAAGCGGCAGCAGGAGCUGGACAGGAAGGAGAUGAAAGAGAAGCAGAAAAAGGAGAGUGAGAUCAGAAAGAAAUUCAAGCUGACGGGGCCGAUCGAGGUUCUCCACGCGGCGAAGGCGCGGCACGACUGGCGCGGCACCAAGAACGACCUCUGUGUGCGGCAGGGCGACAGCCUCGAGAUCAUCCGCGUCAAGAACAACCCGGAGGGCAAGUGGCUGGCCCGCACCCCGAAGGGCGCCUACGGUUACAUCAGCAACACAUGUGUAGACGUGGACUAUGAGGAGGUGAAGCGGAAAAUCCGGAGCCAAACGCUGGAGUCUUCCCCCGGCCCCACGGUCAUCGACGAGGACUUCUACGAUGACGUUGGCUCCUCUGACCAGAUGAACAGCAGCAGGAACACAGACAAUGGUAGGUGACCUUUUCAAAUUGAUUUCAAGACUCACCACAAAACAACACCCUUGUAUUUGAAGUUAUUUGGUCCAAACGUGACCAGGAAGAUUAAGUCACAAGACAAGUGUAGCUCACUUGCAAGUGACUUAAAAUUG
Molecule: messenger RNA, 1783 nt
Organism: Lepisosteus oculatus (spotted gar)
Lineage: Eukaryota; Metazoa; Chordata; Actinopteri; Semionotiformes; Lepisosteidae
Source: RefSeq, a predicted model, not a curated record